Liolophura sinensis is the source of this 1117-nucleotide messenger RNA. Its product is annotated as nucleoside diphosphate kinase 6-like. The transcript has 7 exons. Lineage: Eukaryota; Metazoa; Mollusca; Polyplacophora; Chitonida; Chitonidae. Gene Ontology annotation, molecular function: nucleoside diphosphate kinase activity. The record is from RefSeq and is a predicted model, not a curated record. The coding region runs from base 593 to 1117 and encodes 174 amino acids. Gene Ontology annotation, biological process: CTP biosynthetic process; UTP biosynthetic process; GTP biosynthetic process.
UACUUCAGCCGAAUGUUGUUCCACGCUAAUAUUUCACGUCUACCUAGAAUUAUUUAGUUACAACAUGGUGGUAGAAUAGAAGGAGGCACUACUCGGCAUGAUCACGGUUGACCGAUACGCCGUCUGCAUGCUGGUCUAUUGAGUUAUGCAACGGCUUUAUGCAGUCUUGUCCCCCUUUGAUGUACACUGCACGUUACCAUGCUAAAAUAGAGAUGUACCUACUGCUUCCGUUGUGAUUACAUCUUUAACAGACUUGGGCGCCAUACUUUUUACAACAACGAUGUCGAAAGCUAGGCUCGUGCAUUACGUCAUCUGAUCUGAGAUGGCUACCUUCGCCUUUUGUAAACAACUGCGCGCCGUGUGGAACGUACCGAACUGUUGAGCAGUGGGCUAUGACAAUAGUUAUCGUGAGUUCUUCACUGUGUUCUCGACCAUGGAUGACCCGAGGCAUAGGCUGAUAUACAAGACUUUUGCCAUAUCCAGUCGAUUACACUGCAACGACAUCUCUUCUCGCAUGUCGCACGAAAAGCGAUGAUCUGCUUUGUCUUUCGAAUAUUUCCAACAUUCCAGACUGACAUUGUGUGGGUGAAGAAUGUCUUUGAAGAGAUUACAGUUGACACUAGCUAUUUUUAAGCCUGACAUUACAGCCCAACCUCAUAUUAUUAAGGAAGUGAGGUCCAUGCUUCUGCAACACAAGUUUUACUUCAUUCGGUCAAAGGAGCUGAGGUUGUCAAGGCAGCGGGCAGAGGAAUUUUAUCAAGAGCAUAAAGGUAAAUUCUUCCUCAACAGACUGGUAUCUUUCAUGUCCAGCGGCCCCCUGAGUGCUCACAUUCUGGCUCGAGACAAUGCAGUCCAGGAGUGGAGAAGACUGAUGGGACCAACCAAAGUGUUGAGAACGAUUCAUGAGGAUGCGGACAGUAUUCGCGGAAUGUACGGAUUGACAGAUACCAGGAACUGCACACAUGGAUCAGACUCACCAGAAUCUGCUGCCAAAGAAAUUGCGUUCUUCUUCCCUGAGUUCAGCAUUGACCAUUGGUACAGAGAAGAUGAAUCCUGCUAUAGGGAAGGAAAGGUCUUUUAUGAUAAUGACACUGGUAUGCAUAUGUUACAGAGAUGA